CUUCUGUAGCUGCUCUAGCUGGAUUAAAAUAUUCAUGUCAGACCAUUAUACAUAUGAGUCUGUAUAGUGUAUACUACUAAUGAGACCAGGAUAGAGAGAGAGAGAAAUGAUUUUCAAAAGAUAAACAUAGAAAAAGAGAAGCUCUAAUUAAUCGAAGAUAUAAUAUGAUGUGUAUUAUUUAUAGAUCAGAUCACAUCCUUCUUCUUCUUCUUCUUUCUUGAUCUUUUUGGUUAUUAUGAGCUUCUUCUUCUUCUUCUCUUUCUCUUCUCAAACUCAUUAGAACAACAAUUAAAACAGAAACUUUUACUAUAGACCACAAUAACAAAUCUGGGUUUUUGUUGUUGUUCUCUUUAUGCAGAGAAGGGUUUCAAACAGGAUCUGUGGCUUGAGUAGGUUAAUUACGCGACAAGAAACAAAGGUUUAUAAAUUUAAAAAAUGGAGAAGGAAAACCAAAAGCCGCAUCGAGUUUCACGUAAAGACCAGAGUGGAUCCCACUGGAGUCAAGGAGCCGAUGAAGAGCCAAGAGCCAGAUGCUCCGGGAAAAGGUGCCGGUCUUGGGCGGCGGCGGCGAUCGCUGACUGCGUGGCGCUCUGUUGUUGUCCCUGCGCCGUCGUGAACCUCUUUACUCUCGCCUUUGUGAAGGUCCCGUGGAUGAUAGGCCGGAAAUGUAUCGGCCGUGGUGGCCGGAGUAAGAAGCGAAGGAAGAAAAUCAACCGUGAGGAUCGUUUUCAUCACCACCACCAGCACCGGAGGUCGGCCGAGAUGGCGAGCGGUGGAUGUUGCGGCGGCGGGGAUGGGGAGUUCGAUGACCACCGGUUUGUGGUGGAAAGAGAUGGGAGUUUGACAAAAGAGGAAGAGAAAACGGCGUCGUUAAAAGGAGAGGAAGAGACGAGAAUAAGUGCGAGAGUGGAAGCAGAGAGAGUUUGGUUGGAGUUGUAUCAGAUUGGACAUCUUGGCUUUGGUAGAGUCUCCUUCACAGGAAUUCAUCAGUGAUAAUAAUAGAUACUUAUAAUUAUUAGGCGCAUAAUUUUUCCGAAGCUAAAUAGUAUAUGUUUUGUGAAA
Arabidopsis lyrata subsp. lyrata is the source of this 1062-nucleotide messenger RNA. RefSeq lists its product as uncharacterized. Lineage: Eukaryota; Viridiplantae; Streptophyta; Magnoliopsida; Brassicales; Brassicaceae. The record is from RefSeq and is a predicted model, not a curated record. The transcript is spliced from 2 exons. The coding region runs from base 436 to 993 and encodes 185 amino acids.